UAACUCUCUCACAAUCUCACUCUUUGGUCGACGCCUCUCCGAUACUGUAUAACUCGAUACUCUCUCCUCUCCGACUCUCACCGUCUCCGUCGCCGUCUCCUCACGAAGUGGGAUCGAGCGAUGAAGAUGAAGAUCAACCGCGCCUGCGACCUCAGCUCCAUCUCCGUCCUCCCUCCUCACGCCAGGUCGAGAAUCUGCGUAAAAAAUUUGCCCAGCUACGUGGAGGAGGAUCGCCUGAGCGACCUCUUCUCUCAGAAGGGCGAAAUUAAAGACGUUAAGCUCAUGCGCACCAUCGAUGGUAAGAGCAGGCAGUUCGCCUUUAUUGGGUUUCGGACCGAGGAGGAAGCGCAGGAAGCUAUUAGGUACUUCAACAAGUCCUACAUUGAUACUUUCCGGAUUAUUUGUGAGAUUGCACGAAAAGUUGGAGAUCCUGAUAUUCCUCGACCAUGGAGUCGGCACUCAUUGAAGAAUAAAGAUGAAGUAGCUAAGGGUGGGAAAAAAGUUUCUGGUGGUGAAUCCACCAUUGUGAUUCCUAAUGGAGAGAAGAAGAAUCUUAAAAAGACAAGCGAGAGCGAUGACCCUCAGCUUCAGGAAUUCCUUCAGGUCAUGCAACCAAGGACCAAGUCAAAGUUGUGGGCAAAUGACACAGUAGUAGUUUCAACAGAUUACCCAAAUGAGAGUGCCAACGGGAAUCCUACUCAAGCAAAGAAAAACAUCAAAGAAAAAUUAAUAGAAGCAAAAGUUAAUGACAAUGGGGCUAUCGAAUCUUCAAACAGUGAUGCUUCUGAGGAGUCAGAUAGUGAUGCUUCUGCUGUUUCUCAUGAUGAUGUAAUUUCUGACAUGGACUACUUCAAGAGCAGGAUUAAGAAAGAAUUGUCUGAGUCAGAAUCAGAAGAUAGUGAAGGUGAAGGUGAUGUUAAUCGAAAAGAAGCUAAAGUAGAUCUGUCAAAUAAAAGGUCCAGGGCAAAAAAUGAAACAACUGUGCAUGCUGAUGAAGAAAACGAUAUACAAGAUGAGGCUGAAAGGCAAGGUCCUGAAGUUUCAGAUGGCGAGGCACUUGACCCCACAAAUCCCUCAUCAAGUGCAACGGAUGAUAAGGAAGGGAUAAUGGAAACUGGCCGUCUUUUUGUUCGCAACCUGCCUUACACGACAAGUGAGGAAGAGCUGGAAGAGUUAUUUAGCAAAUUCGGCAAGCUUGCAGAAGUCCACGUUGUUGUCGAUAAGAUAACAAGACGGUCAAAGGGCAUUGCUUAUAUCCAGUUCGCUCUCCCAGAGUCCGCAUUGAGAGCUUUAGAAGAAUUGGACUAUUCAGAUUUCCAGGGAAGACUACUGCAUAUUUUGCCAGCCUUGCAGAAAACCGCUUCUAAAAAGCAGCAUGAUUUGACUUCAAAUCAAGCUCCAAAAACUUUCAAACAGCAGCGGAAAGAAGAUAGAAAGGCUUCUGAAGCAAGUGGAGAUACAAAAGCAUGGAAUACAUUAUUCAUGCGCCCCGACACGGUUGUUGAAAACAUUGCGAGGAAGUAUGGUAUAAGCAAAAGUGAUUUCCUUGAUCGUGAAGGCGAUGAUCAUGCCGUACGUAUUGCUUUAGGAGAGACACAAGUGAUUGCUGAAACAAAGAAGGCAUUGACAGAUGCUGGUGUCAAUGUAGCAUCUUUGGAGGAGCUUGCCUCUUUGAGAGCAGAGGGUUUGAAAAGGAGUAAUCAUGUCUUGCUAGUGAAAAACUUGCCUUAUGGAUGUUCUGAGGCUGAGCUGACUAAAAUGUUCGAGAAAUUUGGUAGUCUGGAGAAAAUAAUUUUGCCUCCAACAAAGACAAUGGCACUGGUUGUUUUCCUCGAACCUUCUGAGGCUCGUGCUGCUUUUAGAGGUCUAGCAUACCGGCGAUACAAGGAUGCACCACUGUAUUUAGAAUGGGCUCCUGGAAAUGUUCUUAAUCCCACAGCUAAAAGCGAUGGAAACAAUAGAACUGUUGUUGGUGAACAGGAUGCUAAAAGGGUGUUACUGGAACAACAUGUAGAGGGACUACUGGAUGUGGAUGUUGAUUCUGACAGAAUUGAGUCACGGUCUUUGUUUGUCAAGAAUCUUAGCUCCAAAACAUCUGAUGAAACUUUGAAAAGCCACUUUAAUAAACAAAUGAAGGAGGGAAGAAUUCUCAGCAUCACGAUAAAGAAGCACAUGAAAAACGGGAAGCAUGUUUCAAUGGGUUUUGGGUUUAUAGAAUUUGAUUCAAUGGAGACAGCAACAACUAUUUGUCGGGAUUUACCAGGAACCAUCUUAGAUGGGCAUGCCCUUAUCUUGCAACUUUGCCAAGUAAAGAAAGAUGAACGAGUACUAAAAAAAGCUGACGAAGAAAGAAGUUCGACCAAGUUGCUUGCGAAAAACGUUGCUUUUGAGGCAACGGAGAAAGAUUUAAGAAAGCUUUUCAGCCCAUUCGGAAAGAUUAAGAGUUUGAGGCUGCCUAUGAAAUUUGGAAAUCACAGAGGAUUUGCAUUUGUGGAAUACGUCACGAAACAGGAGGCCCAGAAUGCUUUGCAAGCACUAGCGAACACCCAUUUGUAUGGAAGGCAUCUGGUGCUAGAGAGAGCGAAGGAAGGCGAGAGUUUGGAAGAAUUACGUGCUCGAACCGCUGCGCAGUUUAAUGAUGAAAAUGGGUAUAGUAUGGGCAAGUUAUCCAAGAAGAGGAAGCAUAUGGCCAUCUUGGAUGAGGAUAAAUGAAGAUCAAAAGGAUUGCCAAUCGAUGCUGGUUGAGUUUGAAGUCCAAAAACUGAUUGAAGAAUUGCUUCAAGCGAUGUACAAAGGGGCAGAAGAGGUGUUUAUUAUGUGUAAUGAUAUGCCCAGUUUUGCUGAUUUUGGGUUCUAGUUUUAGUUGGUCAGAGGCCUUUCGCUUUUCAAUUACCACAUUUUUUUGCUAGAUGAAGUCACGAACUAAUUUUAUGCUAUUAACUUCUAUUUAAGUCAAUUAUAAAAGUUCAUUAGGUUAUUUUCCAA
This is a messenger RNA of Syzygium oleosum, 2985 nucleotides long. RefSeq lists its product as uncharacterized. The record is from RefSeq and is a predicted model, not a curated record. The transcript is spliced from 15 exons. The coding region runs from base 121 to 2712 and encodes 863 amino acids. Lineage: Eukaryota; Viridiplantae; Streptophyta; Magnoliopsida; Myrtales; Myrtaceae. Gene Ontology annotation, molecular function: RNA binding.